Molecule: messenger RNA, 2891 nt
Organism: Megalobrama amblycephala (Wuchang bream)
Lineage: Eukaryota; Metazoa; Chordata; Actinopteri; Cypriniformes; Xenocyprididae
Product: tetratricopeptide repeat protein 39B
Exons: 19
Coding region: 338-2092 (584 amino acids)
Molecular function (GO): protein binding
Source: RefSeq, a predicted model, not a curated record
AUAUUCAUAAGCCACGGUUUCCUCAUAGUAGACCGGUCAUUCAGCGAGCUUUGAGGAGACCGAAACAAAACCACGACGUUUCACGGCAACAAUAACUGUAGUAACUAUUGUAUUUUUACGAUCGUUACCAUGGUGAUUUUUUACAGGUUUGUAAUUAACUGCCCCGCGUGACGCACGCAUCGCUCGGUGGGAGUGUCCGGUAACCGAACGUCAUACCUCCGACGAUAUUCGGCGUCCGUACCGAGAGGCUGAACCGACCGAGUCACACGGACGGAUCCAGAUGUCUGACUGUUAAUGUGAGCAAACGUUCCGCGCGAUCUCAGGGAAUUACAGCGCCAUGGCUCGGGUCGGUACCGGAGCAGACGGCGCGGAACCGGAGGAGGACUGUUUUGAAGAUGCUUUCGAUCGCAUCCCAGUGGCGUCUAAGAUGGACCUGCGUACGUCUAUAGAGGAGUGCACCAUGGCCCUCAACCUCGUCCUCAACAACAAGUUCUCUGAAGCCCUGGACCUCCUCAAACCCUGGUCUAAGGACAGCAUGUAUCACGCGUUGGGCUACAGCAGUAUUCUGGCGAUGCAGGCCACCAUGACGUUCGAGCACAAAGACAUCCAGACCGGUAUGGCGACCAUCAAAGACGCCUUACAGACCUGCCAGAGGUUCAGGAAACGAAACUCAAUGGUGGGCUCCAUAUCCAGCCUGAUGUCCAAACAGCCGUCAGACAGCCUGAAAGAGGAGGAGAUGCAUGCGGAGAUCUGCUAUGCUGAAUGUUUGCUGCAGAAAGCCACACUAACAUUUGUACAGGAUGAAAACAUGAUCAGUUUUAUUAAAGGAGGAAUCAAAGUACGCACAAGUUAUCAAAUCUACAAGGACUGCCAGAAUGUGUUGAACAUGUCUCAGGGAGUGGGCGGAGACAGCGAGGCCUUCAGACAGUUUGAGGGCGGAGUCAAGCUGGGGAUUGGCUCCUUCAACCUGAUGCUGUCUUUACUACCUGCACGAAUCCUUCGACUGCUGGAGUUCAUCGGCUUCUCAGGGAAUCGAGAGUUCGGUCUGUCGCAGCUGCGGGACGGCGCCGGCAGUCACAGUCUCAGAUCAAUCCUGUGUGUCCUGACGCUGCUCUUCUACCACACUUACGUCUCUCUCAUCCUGGGCACUGGUGAGGGGAACCUGGUGGAGGCCGAGGCUCUGCUGGAGCCGUACAUAGAGAGAUUUCCUCGGGGCUCCAUCAUCCUGUUUUACUCGGCUCGGAUCGCCUUACUGAGGGGAAACUUUGAGAAGGCAGCGGUGAAGUUUCAGGAGUGUAUCGCGACCCAGCAGCAGUGGCGUCAGGUCCAUCAUCUGUGCUACUGGGAGCUGAUGUGGUGUCACUCGUUCCAGCAGCAGUGGAUGGAAGCGUACCGAUACGCUGACCUGCUGUGCCGAGAGAGCCGCUGGUCUAAAGCCAUCUACGUGUAUCAGAAAGCUGCUAUCCUGAGCAUGAUGUCCGAGCAGGACGUGAAGACGACCGGAGAGAGUAUCGUGGAGUUGUUCAGGCAGGUGGAGGGACUGAAGCAGCGUCUGGCCGGGAAGUCCAUCCCUACGGAGAAGUUUGCCGUGAGGAAAUCCCGGAGAUACUCGUCAGCCGUGCCUGUCAAACUGGUGAUUCCUGCUCUGGAAAUGAUGUACGUGUGGAACGGCUUCACCAUCGUUGGGAAACGUGCGGAUUACACUGAGAGCUUACUGGUCACCAUCGAGAGAGCGGAAGAGCAGCUGCGCAACGAUCCCAACCCGUCUGAGUUUCACCCUGAUGAUCAGUGUCUGGUGCAGAUGUUGAAGGGUUUGUGUCUGAAGAAUUUGGGCAGGUUACUGCAGGCCGAGCUGUGCUUCACACAGGUGAUCAGCAGUGAGAAGCGCAUCCGUUACGAUCACUAUCUGAUCCCCUUCACCCUGUACGAGCUGGGUCUACUCUACAAGCAGCAGGGCGAUUUCAUCAAAGCCACGCGCUUCAUCGAGGAUGCCAAGUUGAAUUAUAAAGACUAUUCUAUGGAGUCUCGACUUCACUUCCGCAUCCACGCGGCUCUCAGCAGUCUGAAGGGCUCUCCGACAAACUCGCCAUGAUGAAGGACAACAUUCAACACCAGCGUGACAUGAAAGCAACAAGCACAUCACGACCGUCAUUGAAGCACCAAAGUACCCGAGCACCUGCAGCGCGGCCGUAGCCACAUCUAGAAACGCUUUCACUGACCAUUUCAAACCAAAGUCAUCUGUCAAUCAAACUACCAUACGUGUACCUCAAACCUGAGCAUAUAGUGUGUCUCCUCCUUUGAAACACAGAGGCGUACGUUUAUUCAGCCAGUCGAAUGGUUGAACAAUCAGAAAACAGCUGCUUUAAUGAAUGUAACGGUUUACUUUAAAGACCAAAUAUGUUUGUGUCCGCUUGUGUGUCUUACAGUGUGUGCCUCUGUUUGUGUGUGUUUCACCAUGUGUCUUUAGCAGUGUAUUUCUGGUGUGUUUCUGCAUGGCCUGUCCACUGUCGCCUAUCGUUCAGAGCGCUGCAAUAAGACUCUAAUAUAUUAUUGAGUUGAUUACAUGUUUAGAUUUGUUUGAUGCUCCAAGCAAUUCAAGAAAUUCAUUUGAAAGCAAUAAUAAACAGCCAACAAUCAUGCUGAGAAAUAUAAUAUAUUGUACAAUAAUUAUUGUAUUCUUUUCUAGAAUGGGGUUUUGUUGUUUACUUUAAACUGAUGUAAUUCUAAGACAGAUUUAUUUCUUCAUGUUUUUAGGGGUUGAUCGGAUGUAGCGAUUUUCUUUUCUUUUCUUUUCUUUUUUUUUGUUGUGCAUGCAUGUUCUUGUUUUAAUGUUUAAUACCAAAUAAGUUGUAUAAAAAUCAAAUACAGUUUAUGCCAUUUUACAAGCAUAA